UAAUAAUUGAGUCAUAGAAAUGGGAAAUUGUUAGCAAUGCAAUGAUAAUGUUCCAAAUAAGACCCAAGAGAUAUUGACAACAAAAACAACAAAGAGUAAAUAAAAAGUUGGAAAGAAGUUAAAUAAAUAAGAAAUAAAAGGAGUAAUUAAAAUAUAAGCCAAUUUUAGAGGUUAUGUAAUACGGAAGUAUUUGUGUUAUUUUACAUUAGAAAAUAUUAAUUUAAAUUUUCCCGAUCGACAGCUUAAAAACAUAGUUCUUCAAUCUUAAAUUAAAAGAGUUCUCAUAAUGAUUCAGUUAUAGCUGAAACUUAAUAAGUGAAAUAGAAUACACUCUAAAUAUAAUAGACAAUUAAAAGAUUGCCUCCUAGAAAGGAUCAAGAGGAAGAAUCUAUUUAAAAAUAAUUUUACAAUGCCGAUAUUACUAUAAAUAUUAAUAAAGAAGUGAAAGAUGAUGUUAGUUCUAUGUCUGAAAUUAGCAAAGCAGCUAGUAAUCCAAUAGCAAUAUCAACAGAGAUGAAUGGAUUAUGUUUUAUACCAUUAGAAAAAAAAGAUUAAUAAUCAGUCUAAAGUAAUCAACAAUAAAAAUUACCUUGCAUUUAAUUACAAAAUGGAUGUUUUUAUGAAGGUUAAUGGAAGAAUGGGAUGAUUCAUGGUUUUGGUAAGUAUAUAUUAUCAGAAAAUUCAUUCUAUAUAGGAGAUUGGUAUGAAAAUAAACCAAAUGGAUCUGGUACAUUUCAACAUUCAAAUGGUGAUUUAUUUUUAGGUACAUGGAUUGAUGGAUAAGUUUAAGGUAAAGGAAAAUACACAUUUUCAGAUGGUACAUAUUAUGAUGGUGAAUGGAAUAAUGAUUUACCUAAUGGUUAUGGGAAAUAAAUAUAUGAAAGUGGUUGGAUAUAUGAAGGUAAAUUUUGAAUUGUAUUCUAAGGCUAGGAAGUUUUCAAGAUGGGUUUAAAAGUGGGUUUGGUAAAUUGAUAUAUCCUGAUGGAGCAAUAUAUGAAGGAAAAUUCGAAAAUGAUUAAAUGUCUGGAUUCGGAACUUUAACUUUUGCAGAUGGAAGAAUAUAUACUGGAGAAUGGAGAAAUGGUCUUAAAAAUGGUAAAGGAAUAUUUGAAUGGCCAGAUGGAAGAAAAUAUGAAGGAUUAUAUCUAAAUGAUUAAAGAGAAGGAUAUGGUGUAUUGAUGUGGCCUAAUGGUUAAAAAUAUUUAGGACUUUGGAAAACUGGACUUUAACAUGGUAAUGGAUAAAUCGUUAAAUCUAAUGGAACUACUUUUAGAGGAAAAUGGAUCAAAGGAAAAAUUGCAACAACCAAAUUAACCACUAAUACUCCUGCUAAAGUAGUUAAAUUAACUCAUGAUUGA
Molecule: messenger RNA, 1358 nt
Organism: Paramecium sonneborni
Lineage: Eukaryota; Ciliophora; Oligohymenophorea; Peniculida; Parameciidae
Source: the annotation of a GenBank genome assembly